AACGCGGCCUUAAAAAAGAGCGCUAAACUCCAUUAACGACAGUGAAAAGACCUUCACUUCCUUUCACACUUUCCUCUUCCAGAAAUGCUCUAAUUCGAGAUCCCUUCUUGCUCCGUUCACCAAAUCUCCAUUUCCGCCGAAGAAAUGUCGCUCUCAUUUCUGCUCCUCCCGCUCCUCCUCUUCUCGCUGCUACUCGGCGGCGUCGCCUCCCACGGCGCCGCCUCCGGCUCCUUCACCACCGGCACCACGCUGUCCGACUGGAGCGCCGCUCGGGCGACGUACUACGCCGCAUCCGACCCGCGGGACACCGUCGGCGGGGCCUGCGGCUACGGCGACCUGGUCCGGGCAGGGUACGGGAUGGCGACGGUCGGGCUCAGCGAGUCGCUGUUCGAGCGCGGCCAGAUCUGCGGCGCGUGCUUCGAGCUCCGAUGCGUCGACGACCUCCGCUGGUGCAUACCUGGGACUUCGAUUAUCGUCGCGGUGACGAACUUCUGCCCUCCUAAUUACGGGUUCCCUUCCGACGGCGGGGGGCACUGUAACCCUCCCAACAAGCACUUCGUUCUCCCCAUUGAAGCUUUCGAGAAGAUUGCAAUCUGGAAGGCCGGCAACAUGCCUGUUCAGUACCGGAGAAUCAAAUGCCGGAAAGAAGGUGGGAUAAGAUUCCAGGUCUCGGGAUCGAGCAUCUUCAUCUCGGUGCUGAUCACCAAUGUGGCUGGAGCUGGGGACGUCACUGCGGUGAAGAUAAAGGGUUCGAGGACCGGGUGGCUUCCGAUGGGCAGGAAUUGGGGACAGAAUUGGCAUGUGAAUGCUGACUUGAGAAACCAGCCAUUGUCGUUUGAGGUCACUAGUAGUGAUGGCCAGACGAUUGCCUCCUACUAUGUUGCCCCUAAAGACUGGAACUUUGGGCAGACUUUUGAAGGGGCUACUCUCUCUCUCUAUUCACAGUCUAUUGCAAUGGCCUCGACUGCUUUCGUCGGAACCCAACAAAAAUGCAAGGCUUGCGACAAGACGGUGUACCUCGUCGACAAAUUGGUUGCCGAUACUCGCGUCUACCACAAGUCUUGCUUCCGUUGCCACCAUUGCAACAACACCCUGAAGCUGAGCAACUUCUGUUCAUUCGAGGGAGUCCUCUACUGCAGGCCUCACUUUGACCAGCUCUUCAAGAGAACUGGCAGCCUCGACAAGAGCUUUGAAGGAACUCCUAAAGUCACCAAGCCUGAAAAAACCAUUGACAGUGAGAGCGCGAGCAAGAUGUCAAACAUGUUCGCAGGAACAAAAGAGAAGUGCAAGCAGUGCGCGAAAACCGUGUACCCAAUUGAGAGGGUGACAGUGAAUGGAACAUGGUACCAUAAGAAGUGCUUCAGGUGCUCACAUGGAGGCUGCACAAUCAGCCCAUCAAACUACAUUGCACAUGAAGGGGUGUUGUACUGCAAGCACCACCAUAUCCAACUCUUCAAGGAGAAGGGCAACUACAGCCAGCUCGAGAGCGAUAACGACGAGGAUCAACUCCCGGUUGGCCCGAAAACACUGGCUCCAGAGAUUGCUGCUGCUUGAUUUGAUUUGAUUUGAUUGAUUGGUUUGGAUGGGUUGAUGUUGUUGUGAUGGGUUUUGGGUUGGCCAUUGCUAAUUCCUAUUGCUAGUAGGUGGAGACUUUUGUGUUUUGUUAUUGGAAACACUUUGGAGAUGGUUGUAAUGUGUAGGCAAGUUAAUUGGCCACAUAGUGCCUAUGUUUUUCAACCUUUGAAGAAAUAUAACAAAAAAAAAAUUCCAUUCUUUGGUCUCUCAUAGUGUUCCCUUGCUUUAGUUUGCUAUAUGUCGACUAAUUGUUCUGAGUUGGAUAACAUAAUGGUUUGCGCUUAUGCUAUGCGUCAGCUUU
Molecule: messenger RNA, 1876 nt
Organism: Linum tenue
Lineage: Eukaryota; Viridiplantae; Streptophyta; Magnoliopsida; Malpighiales; Linaceae
Source: the annotation of a GenBank genome assembly